GUGUGGUCUCUUUCUCUCAAGUCAAGUCGCUAGGGUUUUUAAACCCAGUUUGUUCCCCCACUCUCAUUUUCCAAGUAAAGCAUCAAAGUCAGACAAAUCAAAAGCACGCGCUCUCUCCCUUCUUCCUCGUACAAGUUUCGCACCUUCCUCUGCAUUCAAAGGGCACAAAAAAGGGGCGAAGAAGAUGCGGAGGCACAGUCCAGGAUACUACAGUCCGCCUAGGAGAGGGUACGGCGGCAGGGGAAGAUCUCCUCCGCCGCCACCUCCUCCGUCGAGGAGGGGCUACGGUGGUGGUGGCGGCGGCGGCGGGAGGCGCGGCAGGGAUAACAACAACAAUGGAAGCCUUCUUGUUCGCAACAUUCCCCUCGAUUGCCGACCCGAGGAGCUUCGAGUCCCCUUCGAGCGGUUCGGACCCGUUCGUGAUGUCUACAUUCCCAAGGAUUAUUACUCAGGAGAACCUCGAGGCUUUGCGUUUGUGCAAUUUGUGGAUUCUUAUGAUGCUUCAGAGGCACAGUACCAUAUGAACAGACAAAUCUUUGCCGGAAGGGAAAUAUCCGUCGUUGUUGCUGCUGAAACAAGAAAAAGACCAGAGGAAAUGCGCCAAAGGACUAGGAGAGGACCAGCGAACUAUGGGGGGAGAAGGUCUUAUUAUGGUCGCUCGCGCUCUCGCUCAGUAUCACGCUCUCCGCCUUAUCAUUCUGGUUCUAGAAGUAGAUAUCGCUCAAGAUCAUAUUCUCCUGCUCCAAGAAGGCAAAGUGAUUACUCUAUUUCCCCUAGAAGGCAAGCAGAACACUCUAGAUCACCUCGAUCACCAAGAGGCCCCCCUAGAGAGCGAGAUGCUGAUCAGAAGCGCAGAUCAUAUACUCCAGAUUUUGGCAAUGGUGUUGAUCAGAAUCAAAGCAAUGGGUAUCCUGAGAAAUCUACAUACAAGUCUGAGGCAGAUGAAGGCCAGUGGAAGUCAUCUGGACGUAGACCAUCGAGGUCACCACCUGGAUCCAGAUCUAGGUCAAGGUCUCCUGAUUUGUCUCCUAGACAUUGAAGACGAGGUCUUUGGCAAUGUGCUGCAUUCUGCUGAUUCUGUACCAAUUCAGUAUCUUUAUCAGGACAUUUUACAAAAUUGCAUAAUGUAUUGAAUGUGUUUGUAGUGUUAAGAUAUUACUGUUGUGCAGCAUUUUGGAUAUUGUGAAAUUCUGUGGUAAAACUUAACUUAGAGUCUUGAUAGUCUAGAUGAAAUGUUUGGAGCUUGUUUGAUUUGUCAA
Arachis stenosperma is the source of this 1259-nucleotide messenger RNA. RefSeq names its product serine/arginine-rich SC35-like splicing factor SCL30. Gene Ontology annotation, biological process: mRNA splicing, via spliceosome. Lineage: Eukaryota; Viridiplantae; Streptophyta; Magnoliopsida; Fabales; Fabaceae. The coding region runs from base 185 to 1039 and encodes 284 amino acids. The transcript has 8 exons. Gene Ontology annotation, cellular component: cytoplasm; nuclear speck. The record is from RefSeq and is a predicted model, not a curated record. Gene Ontology annotation, molecular function: RNA binding.